GGUCGAUGGUUCGCAUUUAGUGUGCACAACUUACCACGCCAAGUUGUAGCAAAAAUUGUUAUUAGAGAAACGUAUUUGACUUUUUUUUUUUACUUGGACUUUAAUAAAAAAAAAAAGUUUAGACGUUUAUCGCGCAACGAUCGUAUCCGCUUAAACCGCCAGUCCUUUUUUUUUUUUACCGGUUAUAAUAUAUAGGUAUAUAUUAUAAAUAUAUACAUUUAUAUUGACAAAAAAAAAAUUUAUAGAAGGACUUUUUGUGUUAUUUCAAAGCGAAAAAACAGUUCAACACUUUUGAUUUUAUUGUCAGAGUUUAUAUUUUACACAAGAUUUUACUUUGAUUUUGGAUUAAUACAAGGCAGUCUACGUCGAAGAGCACACACAAACCUAUUGGACUUACUCAGAGCGGUUGCCCGAGCGCACCGCGAAUGGGAUCCGAGUGUAUCGUCCGAAUCUCAAUCAGCUGAAAGUAGUCGUCGUCGUCGAAGAUCCAGCCCGCAGUCUUUUGGUAAGCAACCAUGGGCUUGUCUCCGAUCAAAUUGCCGUACCAGUCGUCGAAAAACCGAUUGUUCGGCGUGCCUCCCCCCCGGCGCAUGUCAGCCAGCUUUCAGCCCAUACCCACGUUCAACGUCAACGACCCCUUUGGCAACCAUGAACACCAACGGGCUCCCAACCGGCGAACGGGGAGCACCAGGACCAGGACCGGCGUGCCCAUCAACAUGCUCGUGUCGCACCAGAGGGGAAUCAGUAACAGUCGAUUAGCAGUAAUUAUAGUCGGCCUUGUGGCUCUAAUAGCUGGAUUGAUACUAUCUUCCGUUCCUUGGGUUCAUUAUGUAAUACUAAAGAACUUGAAACUAUGGAACGGUACGCUAAGUUAUCACUACUGGCAAAAGCCCGGCGUGUUAAGACUGACAAAGGUGUUCAUAUUCAACGUGACCAAUCCAGACGGGUUUCUGCACAACGGUGAAAAACCAAAACUCCAAGAAGUCGGCCCGUUCGUCUACAGAGAAGACAUGGAAAAAGUAAACAUUCGGUUUCACAAUAACGGGACGGUAACGUACCAACAUAAAAAAAUUUUAGAAUUCCUACCACAUCUUUCGGUUGUCAAAAAAGAUGACAUCAAACUGACUGUUCCAAACAUUCCUUUGCUAACAUUGACUACGCAAGCCAAUAGUUUACCGUCGAUAUUAAAAAGUUCACUCUCCGCGAUACUGAGGUUCUCUAGUCUAACUCCGUUCAAACACGUUACCCCGCAGCAACUGGUCUUUGGCUACGACGACCCGUUGACUUCUUUGGCCAAUACUUACUAUCCAAAAGGGAAGAGACCUCCCAAACAAAUGGGACUGUUCCUAUUGCGAAACGGCACGCUAGACGAAGUCUCCACAAUCUAUACCGGACACAACGGAAUGGAAAACUUUGGGCUUCUCGAUCGAGUGAACGGAAUGGACGAACUGCCGUUUUGGAAGGGUUCGCCGUGUAAUUCCAUUAAGGCGUCUGAAGGUUCGUUUUUCCCUCCGAGAGAGAUAACAAAGUCUGACAUUGUGCACGUUUACGAUAAAGAUCUGUGUCGAGUGUUGCCUCUAAGAUACCGUAAAGAUGUACUCAAAGACGGCGUGGUAGCUGGUUACUACACACCUGAUGACAAAAUGCUAGAAACUGUAGACGUUAACCCCGAGAACGCUUGUUUCUGCGAAGACAACACCAACUGCACUAUCAAAGGAUUGCAAUACAUUGGACCAUGCCAAUUUAAUGCUCCAGUAUAUUUGUCCUUCCCUCAUUUUUACAAAGCUGAUCCCAGACUUUUGGACGAAGUGGAAGGUUUACAUCCAGACCAAGAAAAACACGAAACGUUUUUCAAAAUUCAACAGCGAUUGGGAGUUCCUCUGGAAGCCAGAGUGAAAGUUCAACUGAAUUUGAAAGUCGAGCAAUCCAACAUAUACCCUACCAAUAACUUCAGAAGUAUCGUGUUCCCGAUUAUGUGGCUCGAAGAGGGCGUCGGCGAUUUGCCGGAGAACAUACACCGGUGGAUAUAUUUGGCCACCACGUUCGUGGACGCGGCAGUCCCUUUGUUGACGUACGGUCUAAUACUGGGAGGCGCUUUAAUACUGGUGGCGGUGUUCGUCCGCACUUAUCAUCAGAUGGUGUUCACCCGGGAAAACAUAGAAAGGGGUACACAGCGCAUACUCCGGCGGGGCAGCAGCAUGCUGGUCAACGGCCAACAGCGGUUGCUGAUCGUCCGGGAUUCGUAUCAUCGGUUGAGUCAAGGCAUACAAGACACGGACGUGGACGCCCAACAACUGUUGCCCGAUUAGCGGUUUUAACCACCGAUAUAAUAUGUAAUUUUCUGUAUUUAGAGCACGUUGACACUGCCACAUUGAUACUGUGUGGCGUUUAUUUAAUUGUUACGGUUUAGAUGAUGUACGCAUAGCAAUUGUCGCGAUAUUGCACUGUCAACGUGUCAAAAUUAAACGAUCAAAUUACAAACAUUAUAUUAUAUUAUAAAACGCUCGUCUCGUGUGCGCGAAAUGCAUUGCUUGGUCGACAGAUAUGUUUUUGCGUGUAACCUCUUAACUGUGAUGUAUACGAUGCAUAGGGUUAAUAGUUCGGUGACACCGGAAGAAAAAAUAAAAUAAAAAAAUUCUCGAAUCGGACUGUGAUACGAAUAAUAAUUUUAUUUAGACGAAGACGAUUUCUUUUUUUUUAACGAAUUUUAAUUAUGUAUUUAUUUUUUUUUUUUUAAUAUAAUUAUUAUUAUUAUUAUUAGAUAGAAUUUAGUGUGCACGGCCAAUUGGGACGUAUAUAAUAGGUAUGUGUCUUAGUUGGCGGAGCGAACGGAACAAAUCAAAUUUUUAAUUUAUCAUUUUGUAGUUGUAAUAUUUUUAUCGCGCUCAUUUUUAGAACAAACUUUAUUUUUAUAUACAUACAUAAUAUAUAAUAUAAUAUUAUUUAAUAAUUUCAUAUUUAAUGUUAUAUACAAAAAGAUUAUUAUUUGUAAAAUACCACGCGGGACGGCGAUGUGGGCUAUCUUCGCGACAUUGGUGAAUUCGUGAUGUCGUCUGAUAAUCAAAUAAAGUCUAUUUACUAUUUUUUAACAAGUACUUACACAUUGCGGUUUCGGAGCAUGUCUCAAAAAAUUACUACUAGUGUCGCGAAAAUACCUCACCGUCGCCCGAAAUGUUAUUUAUUCUUUUAACUUAAACCGUACAUUGUGUAGUUUUUAUCGUUAAAAAUUUGAUUUUGAUUUAAAUUAAAUCCGUCGUGGAGGGUAGCCGAAAAUCUAUUCAAAAUGAAAAUACCAAGCCAAAAACUCAAAGAUAAAAAAUAUAUAUAAAUAUAAAUUUAUUUAGUAUUACCGCUGGAUUUCCUGGAGUUACAACGUAACACUUACACUUAAGACUUAGAAAUAAUGUUUUUGAAUAUAAAUCAAUGUAAAUACCGUACAGUAUAAUAUGAAUUGAUUUUUUUCCGACUGGACAUUACACUAUAAGUUUUGUUGGGCAUUCAAAUACAAAUUAGUCUUAACAGAAAAAAAAUGCAUUUUUUGUACUGUAAAAACUAAAGUUGUUAAUUUAUUUAUAACGAAUUUUGCACACCCAAUUAUUGCUCAAUUAUUACAAAAUCAAAUAACAUUUUAACAACAAUAUGUUCAUCGUUACCAUUCGUAUAUUUGUAAAACGAUUUUAUAACUAGACUUUUAAUUAUUAUUUACAAUUUGUAUUAUUUUUUUUUUUAUUUAUUUACAUUUUUAAAAAUUCUUUACAAAACAAAAAAAAACUGUACAUAAUGUAUUUUUUGUAAAAUAUUUCCCUGUUUAAUAAUUACCGUACCAGUUGUCUAUUGUUUUUUAAAACCUAAAACCAUGCGCUAAAAUGUUUUUUGGAGUUUUACUAUACAACAAUAUUAGUGGUCGUAAUACGUUGACAAAGAAUUUUUGGAACAUGUUAAAAAUAAACAAUGUAUUUGGCAUGAAAA
Adelges cooleyi (spruce gall adelgid) is the source of this 3969-nucleotide messenger RNA. RefSeq names its product scavenger receptor class B member 1 (gene dsb). Gene Ontology annotation, cellular component: cytoplasm; membrane. Bases 516 to 2309 code for a protein of 597 amino acids. The record is from RefSeq and is a predicted model, not a curated record. The transcript has 11 exons. Lineage: Eukaryota; Metazoa; Arthropoda; Insecta; Hemiptera; Adelgidae. Gene Ontology annotation, molecular function: scavenger receptor activity.